GUUAACGAUGAGGAACUGGAGGCCGAGUUCUUGGCCUUGGUUGGGGGCCAGCCCCAAGUCCUGGAGAAGCUCAAAGGCAAAGGUGUAGGGCUUAGUGCUGUCUCGUGUCUCUAAGAGCAAGAAGGCUGUGAUGUGUCUUAUGGAGAAGAGACAUAACAGAUGAGCUUCGUUCAGACGUGAGUUACAGUGCUGCUCUUGGCCUUGAGUUCGGGGUUCACAAAUCAACAAUAUAUACUUAAAAAGGUGUCAUUAGAUAGAAACACACAUUAAGCAAGGUUAUGUAUUGACUGGUUGACAAAAAUGUUGUGCCCAGAGGCUCAUGGGACCCGAACCUUGUAUUUCCUCCAGGGGCCGUGGUCCAGUGUUCCCUAAGUCAGCAUUUAAGGCAGUUUUAUAGAACAGAACUAACGCGCAUAAUGAGGAUUAACUCAAAUAACAAACUGCUGACCACAUGCUGUUCUGGAGCUUCAUUUAUCUUUAGUUCCCACAACUGACCUGUGAGAGAGAAACUUGUCCUCGUCCGAUAGAUGGGAAGACUGAGUCCCAGAGAGGGCAAGUGACUUGCCCAGGGCUCCAAAGUGAGAAAGCUGCGAAGCCAGGGUGCCGAAUCGGGCUUGAUAAGGGAGAGACGAGGCGGGCGAGAUCUGCGGGGAUCGGGAUCAUACCUGGUGGGCCUGAGGGCCGUGGGGUGCCAUGGAAGGGCCGGGAGGGGGACAUGCUGCCCUAGUCCUUGGGGUCAUGGGUAACCGGGAUGGGAGGCUGGGGACUCUUGAAGGAUCCCAGUCCAGCUGGGGCCUCUACCUGCCGCCAGGCCCCCUGCCCAUGGAGGCUAUUGACAAGAUGGCCAGCCUGUGCAUGAGAGACCCGGAUGAGGGUGAGGAUGAGGGUACGGACGAGGAGGAUGUGGAGGCUGAUGAUGACCUGCUGGCAGAGCUGAACGAGGUCCUUGGGGAGGCACAGAAGACUGUGGAGUCCCACCCUCCUGUGGCUCAGCCGAAGGCCACAGCCCCCAGCCCAGGGGUGGAGGCCACCUUGCAGGAGAGGCUGGCCCUCUACCAGACAGCGAUCGAAAGCGCUAGGCAAGCUGGAGAUGGUGCCAAGAUGCGGCGCUAUGACCGGGGGCUUAAGACACUCGAAAACCUGCUGGCCUCCGUCCAGAAGGGUAACGCCAUCAAUGAAGGGGACAUCCCGCCACCUGUGGCAGUGGGGAAGGGCCCGGCAGCCACGCCCAGCCACUCUCCGGCGCCCGCGCCGCCGGCCUCUGCAAACCAGCCAGUCCCAGAGCCCAGGGUCACGGUAGAAGGCCCUCCUUCCACGGCUCCAGCCACAUCCAUAGGCUUGGCUAAGCCCCAGCUUCCUCCAGGUGCCUGUAGCCCCGGCCCCCUGGCCCAGUUGCAGAGCCGCCAGCGUGAGUAUAAGCUGGCUGCCCUCCACGCCAAGCAGCAGGGAGAUACCGCUGUUGCCACCAGACACUUCCGUGUGGCCAAGAGCUUCGAUGCCGUCUUGGAGGCCCUGAGCCGGGGGGAGCCUGUGGACCUGUCCCACCUGCCACCUCCCCCUGACCAGCUGCCCCCAGACCCACCGUCAGCACCACUGCAGCCUCCAGCUCCCACCACGGUGCCCUCCACGCCAGAGGUUCCCCCACCUCCGCGGACUCUCCUGGAGGCACUGGAGCAGCGGAUGGGGCGAUACCACGUGGCUGCAGCCCAGGCCAAGAGCAAAGGGGACCAGCGGAAGGCUCGCAUGCAUGAGCGCAUCGUCAAGCAAUACCAAGAUGCCAUCCGAGCCCACAAGGCCGGCCGAGCAGUAGACGUGGCUGAACUGCCGGUGCCCCCAGGCUUUCCCCCCAUCCAGGGCCUGGAGGCCACUGAGCCCACCCAGCAGAGCCUGGUGGGGGUCCUGGAAACUGCCAUGAAGCUGGCCAACCAGGAGGAAGGCCCAGAGGAUGAAGAGGAUGAGGAACCUAAGAAGCAGCCCACCAGCCCUGCGGCCCCCAUGGCCCAGCCCAAGGCCCCACCCUCAAGGGCACCUCAGUCAGGCUCUGCCCCAGCAGCCAAAACAGCCCCCAAGGGCACAUCCACCAGAGCCCAGCAGCAGCUGGCCUUCCUGGAGGGCCGCAAGAAGCAGCUCCUGCAGGCCGCGCUGCGAGCCAAGCAGAAGAAUGACGUAGAGGGUGCCAAGAUGCACCUGCGCCAGGCCAAGGGGCUGGAGCCCAUGCUGGAGGCCUCACGCAACGGGCUGCCUGUGGACAUCACCAAGGUGCCACCCGCCCCUGUCAACAAGGACGACUUCUCUCUGGUCCAGCGGCCCGGCCCAGGUCUGUCUCAGGAGUCUGCCCGGCGCUACGGUGAACUCACCAAGCUCAUAAGACAGCAGCACGAGAUGUGCCUGAACCACUCUAACCAGUUCACCCACCUGGGCAACAUUGCCGAAACCAGCAAGUUUGAGAAGCUGGCAGAGGACUGUAAGCGGAGCAUGGAGAUUCUGAAGCAGGCAUUUGCCCGGGGUCUCCCCACGCCCACUGCCCGCUUUGAGCAGAGAACCUUCAGCGUCAUCAAGAUCUUCCCCGACCUCAGCAGCAACGACAUGCUCCUGUUCAUCGUGAAGGGGAUCAACUUGCCCACGCCCCCAGGGCUGUCUCCCAGUGACCUGGAUGUCUUUGUUCGGUUUGACUUCCCCUAUCCCAAUGUGGAAGAAGCUCAGAAAGACAAGACCAGUGUGAUUAAGAACACAGACUCCCCCGAGUUCAAGGAGCAGUUCAAACUCUGCAUCAAUCGCAGCCACCGGGGCUUCCGAAGGGCCAUCCAGACCAAAGGCAUCAAAUUUGAAGUGGUCCACAAGGGGGGGCUGUUCAAGACUGACCGGGUGCUGGGCACAGCGCAGCUCAAGCUGGAUGCCCUGGAGACAGCGUGCGAGGUCCGGGAGAUCCUUGAGGUCCUGGAUGGUCGCAGGCCCACGGGGGGGCGGCUGGAGGUGAUGGUCCGAAUUCGGGAGCCCCUGACGGCCCAGCAGCUAGAGACCACAACCGAGAGGUGGCUGGUCAUCGACCCCGUGCCAGCAGCUGUGUCCACGCAGGUUGCUGGGCCCAAAGCAAAGGCCCCUCCCGUGCCCACCCCUGCGAGGGAGCCAGGGAACAGAUCAGCGCGGCCCCUGCACAGCCUCAGCGUGCUGGCCUUCGAUCAAGAGCGUCUGGAGCGGAAGAUCCUGGCCCUCAGGCAGGCGCGGCGGCCAGUGCCCCCGGAAGUGGCCCAGCAGUACCAGGACAUCAUCCAGCGCAGCCAGUGGCAGAGGGCGCGGCUGGAGCAGGGGGGCCCAGGCCUCCGGAGGGAGUACGCGGCCCAGCUGGAGCGUCAGCUGCAGUUCUACACCGAGGCCGCCCGGCGCCUGGGCAAUGAUGGGAGCAGGGAGGCCGCAAAGGAGGCACUCUACAGGCGGAACCUGGUAGAGAGUGAGCUGCAGCGGCUCCGCAGGUGAGGGGCCAACCCGGCGGGCGGCCCGGCCCCUGGAGAGUGGGGAGCAGGCCCAAGGCCACAGCCAAGGACCAGACAAGCAGACAAUCAGCGGACAGUCGGCUCCAGAUGGACACAUUCCCCCACUGGGUCCCCCCAACCAGGCCACAGCCUCCCUGGCAGGGGGCAAUGGGGAUAGUACUGCCAGCCGGCUUGUGCCCCUUGCCCAGGCCUGGCUGGGUGGGCCCUGGACAGUCCCGUUUGCACAGCCUGGGGUGCCGGGCCCCUGGCCUGCCCUGGAGGUGGGGGGGCAGCUAGGACCAAGCCCCGAGGGCCCCUGCAAGCACUUUACUUCCUGUCCCUCCCCAGCCUUAACCCUGAAGCCCACCACACCCCAAAGAAGUCGCUGAGGUCGGCCAGAGCCCCGCUGGCUCCCCAGGGCUGACACAGGGAAUAAACAGCCAGGGCCACGCCUGGCUCACUCUGUCCUGUC
Messenger RNA from Leptonychotes weddellii (Weddell seal), 3942 nucleotides. NCBI's taxonomy places the organism in Eukaryota, Metazoa, Chordata, Mammalia, Carnivora, Phocidae. The record is from RefSeq and is a predicted model, not a curated record.